This is a messenger RNA of Ceratina calcarata, 3761 nucleotides long. It is a transcript of the gene scaf6, whose product is annotated as SR-related CTD associated factor 6. Gene Ontology annotation, cellular component: perinuclear region of cytoplasm. The transcript is spliced from 8 exons. Gene Ontology annotation, biological process: RNA processing; intracellular calcium ion homeostasis. Lineage: Eukaryota; Metazoa; Arthropoda; Insecta; Hymenoptera; Apidae. Gene Ontology annotation, molecular function: RNA binding. The record is from RefSeq and is a predicted model, not a curated record. Bases 473 to 2770 code for a protein of 765 amino acids.
ACCGGACGAUUCGGCGAAGCGCGGUCUCGCACAGUCCCGCUCCAGACGAGCAUGUUAACGUUCCAUCUUAACUUAACCAUAAUCGUUAUGAUUUAUCGUUUUAGCAUUUUAAUUAGUCAGAAUUGUGGAUUCUUGUGUUUACGCAUAAUGGAAAUUGUGCGGCACGUUUAAAGAGAGAAUGACAAAUUGUAGAUUCUAGAUAGUAGGGUUAUGUAAACCUGUGCAACGAGUUAGAUUAUGAUUAAAAAAGAAACGGUUCGGUCGACAAGUUAAAUUAUCCCGAGACAAGUUUCUGUAGAUACGUUCACGAAGCAAUAAGCUUCAAAACAGAUUCAGUAUUCCAGGUCGCAACGGGCUGAUUUAGGACUGCAUACUUUAAAAAUAAGAGAUAUCCUAUUUCAAUACAGAGUUAAGGAACAUCAUUGACAAACUGGCACAGUUUGUUGCACGGAAUGGACCGGAGUUCGAGCAGAUGACGAAAAACAAGCAAAAGGACAACCCAAAGUUCGGUUUCCUGUUCGGUGGAGAGCACUUCAACUACUAUCAGUACAAAGUGACUACAGAGCAAGCCAUUUUAAAGCAAAAAGGAAUAAAUCCAAUGCAAAAUGCAGACCCACGUUUAAACGUUUCGCAGCAGCAGCAAACAGCCGCUACCGUCGCGCAGCCUCUGAAUAACGUCAAUCUUGCGCCUGGCCUAAAUACUCAAAACAAUGGAUUGAACCCAGUUGUGGGGAUUGGACCAGUAGGGAAUCCAGGUGGCCCAGUUAUACCUGGGGUGCCAGGACAAAUUGGAGGGCCAGGAAAUGCGGGACCGCCGAUCGGACCAGUACCCGCUAUGGGAGGUGUGAACCCACCCAUCGCUGGUGUUACGCAACCGGUUAACAUUGGAGGACCCCCUGGAUGGCUUCAGAAUGAAUUAGCGAACCUUCAGUCGCAGCAGACGACGCUACAGGAACAAGUUAGACAAUCGGAACAGAAUCUGGCUGCGCAACAUGCUGCAUUGAUGGCACAGCAACAAGGAAGGGUUGAAGAUGCUGUGAGGCAAGCUCAAGAAACAGCUUUACAGAACAGUGCGCAGAACACGAACACAGAUCUCACUGCAUUCGACGCUGUAUUGCAACCUAUUAUCGAUAGUUGCACAAAAGACAGCAUAAGUGCAGGGAAGGCCUGGAUACUUCAGAACUCGGUUACUCCUCAAAGCAAUCAAGUGGUUGCGGAUCAUUUGUUGAAAAAAGUAAUCCAAGCGAUCAAUUUUAGCCAUAAACUUCAUAUUAUCUAUUUGGUGAACGAUGUUUUGCAUCACUGUGCAAGAAAAAAGUCUAUGGAUCUUCGCAAGGCAAUGGAAAGUGUUGUUGUUCCCAUGUUCUGUAACACCUCACUAGCUGCAUCAGAAGAACAACUUAAUAAAUUAAAUAAACUAUUGAGUUUGUGGGAGUCAAAAAAUAAUUACUUUGAUGAAGGAAUUAUAGAUAAAUUAAAACAGCCAAGUGCGUCUUGGUCUGAAUAUCAGGCAAACCUGGUUGCCCAACAUGCCAGCGCAAUCACACCGAUCACUGCAUCGACGAAACAGACUUUUGACAAUUAUCAAGCGCAGCAUCAAGCGUUCGUUACGCACGCUUUAAGACAAAUUCAAAACAUUGAGCAACAAAAGAUAGCAAUUGAUCAACAAUUAAAAGCCCCACCUCCACCGCCGCCUCAAUUGAAUCAGCAAAGUAUGCCUAUGCCGCCUAGUCAUUCCGGUCCUCCUGCGCCAAUAGGCACGGAUGUAAAUUUUAGUCAACCGCCACCCGGAUGGGGUGUGCCUCCUCAGGGAAAUGACCCACCGCCAUUUACGAACGUUCCAUUACCAGAUUUCUCAAAGCCUCCGCCGGGCUUCGGGCCACCGCCUGUUAUACAUGAGCCUUCCGUCGAAGAUUUAAUGCCUAGUAUGCCUUAUUAUGAACUUCCUGCUGGCUUGAUGGUGCCUCUGAUCAAGUUAGAAGAUGCCGAGUAUAAACCUUUGGAUCCAGAGGCAAUUAGGCUUCCACCACCUGCCCCACCUAGCGAACGAUUAGUAGCUGCAGUCGAAGCGUUUUACGCGCCUCCUAAUCACGACUCUCCACGAGACAGUGACGGUUGGGAAAAAUUAGGUUUAUACGAGUAUUAUAAAGCAAAGAACGCAGCACGUAAACGCAAAGAGGAAGAUAUAGCGGCCGGAAUAAGGCAGAAAUCAAAGUCACCGUCGCCGAUCCUAAGACCAAGGUCUAAAAGUCCUAGUCCACCAAAGAAACGGUAUCGAAGUAAAUCACGAAGUAGAUCGCGUUCAAGAUCGAGGGGUAGAAGCAGAUCGAGAUCGCCCGCUGCCAAUCACAGGCGGAACAGCCGCAAUAGUAAUCAUAAUAAUAGAAGUAGGAGAAGGAGGAACAGCAAUAAAGAUCGGAGUCCCGAUAGGCGAAUGGAUAGGCAAGAUCGAAGCCCGACCCCGCCUAGCUUUCUUGGAUCGAUGUAUAGUAAAGCUCCUCAAGAAAUUAGUUUGGACGAGAGUAACAAAGGUCAUCAGUUGUUGAAGAAGAUGGGUUGGGGUGGUGCGGGACUUGGUGCCAAUGAACAGGGUAUUGAAGCUCCGAUAUCGGGCGGUGAAAUUAGAGAUAAAAAUGAUCAAUACAAAGGCGUCGGUAUUAAUCUAAAUGAUCCGUACGAGAACUUUAGGAAGAGUAAGGGUCAAGCAUUUAUCACUAGGAUGAAAGCAAGAGCGGAGGAACGUGCCGAAGAGAGGGGUGAACGGGACUGAGUAUAAUCGAGUAAAUUAAUACAUUUUGUCUAUAAUCCUUUUGAUGAGAUGUAUAAUAACUAUCGCCUGCAGUAUCAAUUCGCAAGAACGAUCCCUGAUUGUGGUCGACACAAGUUUCCAGCAGUCAGUCCUCUUUAAUCGAAUAAUUCAUGUGAAGAACGAUUUCAGUGAUCUUUCUAUAUUUUUUCAAUUAGGGUAAUAAAUACAUCGACUUUCGUAUGUAUUUACAUUUAUGUUACAUAGUCAUCGUUUAUUAUUGAGAUCGCAAAGUUACUUCUGUACAUGUUAUAUGUAUAAUUUUAUAUUUUCGUUAACAAUAACGAUUAUUUUAUACUUUUAAAGAUUUCGAGAAAGUGUAUGUCCCGGCAUUGUGUCGAUCAUCCGCGGGUGUAAACCAAUAAUCUGUACAUUUCCGUUAGGAAUAUACUGCGAGUGAGUGAUGAGAAAAAUUGAGACAAUUGUUUAUAAAAGAACUGAACCAGUCAGUUUAUAAAUAUAAGGUUUAAGUAAGUUUACGAUUACGAUGCGCACUGAGAGUGGCUGUUGUAUACUAAAAUUCAAUUUUCGUGGUGCAUAAUUCGAACGAGAAAUACAAUUUUAUGCAUCCCUUGUACAUUGUGUACAAAACUAUUGGAUCUUCGGUAAGGUUACCUAAGAAUAGACGAUUUGGCUGCGAAUUGUUUACAAAACAUUUCGUUGAUAUUAAUAAUUAACCAUACCAAAAGGAGCGGUUGAUGCUGACGUCGAAGGAAUCGCGCGGCCAAUGUCCACCGUCAACAUAAAAUACGCAAGGUUACAUUAUAAUUGUAUCUCACGUGACAUUUUGUACUAAAAAUUCAUUCUGCUCCCAUAUGAAACAAUGUACCGAUUGUCCGUCUAUGGGGACGGGAAGAUCCUUAUCGUGCAGGUAUUUGCACGUGGUGACGUUUGCAAAAAUGAAACUAAAAGAAGUACUUGUAUUUAGUAAGUUAAUAAAUGAUUAUAUUGGAUA